GGCGCAGAAGUACGACCCGCAGCGGGAGCGGGAGCUGCGCGCCUGGAUCGAGGGGACCACCGGCCGCCGCAUCGGGGACAGCUUCAUGGACGGCCUCAAGGAUGGCGUCAUCCUCUGCGAGCUCAUCAACAAGCUGCAGCCCGGCUCCGUGCAGAAGGUGAAUGAACCCGUCCAGAACUGGCACAAGCUGGAGAACAUUGGGAACUUCCUGCGGGCCAUCACGCGCUACGGGGUGAAGCCCCAUGACAUCUUCGAGGCCAAUGACCUCUUUGAGAACACCAACCACACGCAGGUCCAGUCCACCCUCAUCGCCCUCGCCAGCCAGGCCAAGACGAAGGGGAACAACGUGGGUUUGGGGGUGAAGUACGCGGAGAAGCAGCAGCGGCGCUUUCACCCCGAGAAGCUCCGUGAGGGCAGGAACAUCAUCGGCCUCCAGAUGGGCACCAACAAGUUCGCCAGCCAGCAGGGCAUGACGGCGUACGGAACACGGCGGCACCUCUACGAUCCCAAGCUGGGGACGGACCAGCCCCUGGACCAGGCCACCAUCAGCCUCCAGAUGGGCACCAACAAGGGUGCCAGCCAGGCGGGGAUGACAGCACCGGGGACGAAGCGGCAGAUCUUCGAGCCGGCGCUGGGCAUGGAGCACUGCGACACGAUGACCAUCGGGCUGCAGAUGGGCAGCAACAAGGGCGCCUCGCAGCAGGGCAUGACAGUGUACGGGCUGCCGCGGCAGGUCUACGACCCCAA
This is a messenger RNA of Nipponia nippon (crested ibis), 747 nucleotides long. The record is from RefSeq and is a predicted model, not a curated record. Lineage: Eukaryota; Metazoa; Chordata; Aves; Pelecaniformes; Threskiornithidae.